AUGGCUCCUCCAACUAAACGUUCCAGAAAUGAUGACGAUCCAAAAGAGGAAAAAGUAGCAGAUAAGAGAAGCCCAAAAACUGCCUCUCUAGAAAUGGAGACUCAAUCUAAUGAUUCUCAAACCAUCCCCACGAAAUUCCAAGAUUUAACUCUAUCACCACCUACAUUAAAGGCCAUUGAAAAGAUGGGAUUUACCACAUUGACUCCUGUUCAAGCCAGAACCAUCCCUCCAUUAAUGGCAGGUAGAGAUGUCCUUGGUGCCGCCAAGACUGGGUCUGGUAAGACAUUAGCAUUUUUAAUUCCAGCUAUUGAAUUAUUACAUUCUUUGAAAUUUAAACCUAGAAAUGGGACAGGUAUCAUUGUUAUCACCCCAACUAGAGAAUUAGCACUACAAAUUUUUGGUGUGGCUCGUGAACUAAUGGAGUUCCAUUCUCAAACUUUUGGGAUUGUCAUUGGUGGUGCCAAUAGAAGACAAGAAGCUGACAAGUUAAUGAAGGGGGUCAAUAUGUUAAUUGCUACUCCUGGUAGAUUAUUGGAUCAUUUACAAAAUACUAAAGGUUUUGUGUUUAAGAAUUUGAAAGCUUUGAUUAUUGAUGAAGCGGAUCGUAUCUUAGAAAUUGGGUUCGAAGAUGAAAUGAAACAAAUCAUCAAAAUUCUACCUAACGAAGAUAGACAAUCUAUGUUAUUCUCUGCUACACAAACUACUAAAGUGGAAGAUUUAGCAAGAAUAUCUUUGAGAAAGGGACCACUUUUCAUUAAUGUUGCAUCUGAAGAUAAUACCUCUACAGCAGAUGGGCUGGAACAAGGUUAUGUUGUUUGUGAUAGUGAUAAAAGAUUUCUGUUAUUGUUCUCUUUCUUGAAGAGAAACCAAAAGAAGAAGAUUAUUGUUUUCCUUUCAUCUUGUAAUUCUGUCAAAUAUUAUGCUGAAUUAUUAAAUUACAUUGAUUUACCUGUCCUUGAAUUGCAUGGUAAGCAAAAGCAACAAAAGAGAACAAAUACAUUUUUUGAAUUUUGUAAUGCUGACAGAGGUAUCCUAAUCUGCACAGAUGUCGCCGCUAGAGGGUUGGAUAUACCUGCUGUGGAUUGGAUUGUUCAAUUUGAUCCUCCUGAUGAUCCAAGAGAUUAUAUUCAUAGAGUUGGUAGAACUGCAAGAGGUACCAAGGGUAAGGGUAAAUCACUAAUGUUCUUGACUCCAAGCGAACUAGGAUUCCUAAGGUAUUUGAAGGCUGCUAAAGUGCCAUUGAAUGAAUAUGAAUUCCCCACUAAUAAGAUUGCCAAUGUUCAAUCCCAACUAGAAAAACUAAUCAAAUCUAACUAUUAUUUACAUCAAACUGCCAAAGAUGGUUAUAGAUCUUAUUUGCAAGCAUAUGCUUCCCAUUCUUUGAAAACUGUCUAUCAAAUUGAUAAAUUAGAUUUAGCUAAGGUGGCAAAAUCAUAUGGGUUCCCAAUCCCUCCAAAGGUUAAUAUAACAAUAGGCGCAAGUGGCAAGACACCAGCUACGAAAAAGCGCAGAAUAAGCAAGCAUUAG
Messenger RNA from Naumovozyma castellii, 1527 nucleotides. It is a transcript of the gene HAS1, whose product is annotated as ATP-dependent RNA helicase HAS1. The record is from RefSeq and is a predicted model, not a curated record. The transcript has a single exon. The coding region runs from base 1 to 1527 and encodes 508 amino acids. Lineage: Eukaryota; Fungi; Ascomycota; Saccharomycetes; Saccharomycetales; Saccharomycetaceae.